Molecule: messenger RNA, 729 nt
Organism: Klebsormidium nitens
Lineage: Eukaryota; Viridiplantae; Streptophyta; Klebsormidiophyceae; Klebsormidiales; Klebsormidiaceae
Source: the annotation of a GenBank genome assembly
AUGCGACCAAAAUUGCAACGGGGCCACCAAGCGGAGAAGGUGGCCGCAGCAGAGGAUGAGGUUGGUAACUUGGAGAACCCGGGGGGAGCGCAAGUCCCGAGGGGGUCCGAACCUACAAUCGACAUACUAGAGCUAGACGAGUUUGGCCUUCAUGCUAACUGGGGACUAGAGGUCGAUGUUGGGAGAUCCUGGUCGGGAUAUGGACCCAGCAGAGCAGCACAGGAGGCACAAGGCAGCAGUAGCAAGCUUUCGAAAGACCUCGAGAGAACUUGUGACGGCCGGCAAGCAGCCUCGAAAGAAGCCGCAAAGCAAAGCAACAGGUCGAAAGCCAUCAAGCGUCUGGGCCGUGGUGGGGGCCUGGUGGGGGGCAAGAAGCCGGUGGCUGAGGCGGUGGCGCUUGCAGGCAAGCCGGAGGCAGCAGGGGCCACGGGGCAGAAAAGCUCAGGGGGUGCCCAAAAAAAGAAAGUAGCACCGACGGGCGCCAUUGGGAAGCCGGCAGCUGGGGAGGGGAAGCAAAAGCUCGCGAUGGGAGGCAGUGGAAAGGCGGUGGUUGGAGGCAACCGGAAAACAUUGGCGGCGCUCAGGCGCUGGGAGUCCGCGAAGAGGCCGCGGCGGUACAAGCCGGGCACCGUAGCGCUCAGAGAAAUUAGGAAGUACCAGAAGAGCACGGACAACCUUAUUCCACGAAGCACAUUCGCCCGGAUCGUGAAGCGCCUGUGCAACACGUGA